This is a messenger RNA of Ziziphus jujuba (common jujube), 1887 nucleotides long. RefSeq names its product probable protein phosphatase 2C 49. Gene Ontology annotation, molecular function: cation binding; protein serine/threonine phosphatase activity. Gene Ontology annotation, biological process: protein dephosphorylation. Lineage: Eukaryota; Viridiplantae; Streptophyta; Magnoliopsida; Rosales; Rhamnaceae. The transcript is spliced from 2 exons. The record is from RefSeq and is a predicted model, not a curated record. Bases 305 to 1513 code for a protein of 402 amino acids.
CACACAAACACGAGCCGGUCGCCAAGAUCGGUGCAACCGGCCCAGCCGGUCGUUCCCUCCCUUAAAUAACUUCCUCGUUUCCAAUUUCCCGCACACUACUCAGUUCACCGUGUAAAUUUUCCCAGAAAGAUAAAGAGACCGAGAAAACUCAAACCAACCCAUACACAUAUAUUAAAAAAAAAAAAAAGGAAAGAAAAAAAAAGAACCCUAAUCCCUAAAAUUUUCCCCUACUCGUUGCGUGUUGAAAACAGCGAAAGAAAGCCUUGAAAUUUCUGUGUGAUCUUUGGGGGUUUUGUAUUCGGAGAUGAUCGUGAGCCAGAACAUGGUAGCGGAGGCGGAGAUCAUAUGCCAGCAGAGCGUACCUGUGAUAGACAUGAAGUACGAUCUCUGCGUAGCUGCGCAGGAACGCAACCUUCAGAUCGACGUCCCCUCCUCGCCUUCCUCCUCUCCAAGCAUUCGCGAGGUUCGGAUUUCCGAUUCGGUAUCCGCCGAAAUCUCGCCAUUCGAGUCGGUGGUUAGUUGCUCAGAUGCAGAUAACAUUAUGGAAUCUUCUUCUGUAAAGUUUGUUCCUAAAGUUCGAUCAGGCAGCUAUACUGAUAUUGGACCAAGAGAUUCUAUGGAUGAUGAACACAUAAUGAUUGAUGAUCUAUCAGCUCACUUGGGGUCUCUCUUCAAGUUUUCAAUGCCAGGUGCUUUCUAUGCAGUAUUUGAUGGUCAUGGAGGUCCUGACGCAGCUGCUUAUAUCAAGAGGAAUGCAAUGAGAUUAUUUUUUGAAGAUGCUGAUUUGCCGCAAACUACAGAUAUUGAUUCUGUUUUCUUAAAAGAGUUAGAGCGUUCUCAUCGCAAAGCAUUUUUACUGGCUGACCUUGCCUUGGCUGAUGAACAUAGUGUUAGCAGUUUGUGUGGAACAACAGCACUUACUGCCCUAUUACUUGGAAGGCACUUAAUGGUUGCAAAUGCUGGUGACUGUCGAGCUGUUCUCUGUCGGAAAGGAGUAGCAGUAGAGUUGUCUCAAGAUCAUACACCUGCUUACUUUCCAGAACGCAAGCGAGUGGAGGAGUUGGGUGGUUGCAUUGUUGGUGGGUAUCUUAAAGGGUAUCGUAAUAAUGAUCUUUCAGUCACUCGAGCUCUUGGUGAUUGGGACUUGAAACUACCACUUGGUUCCUCUUCACCGUUAAUUUCGGAGCCAGAUGUUCAACAAGUUAUGUUAACAGAAGAUGAUGAAUUCUUGAUAAUUGGUUGUGAUGGGAUCUGGGACGUUAUGGAAAGCCAAUAUGCAGUAAGUCUCGUCCGUCGUGGUUUAAGGAGGCACGAUGACCCACAACAGUGUGCUAGGGAACUUGUCAUGGAAGCAUUACGUCUAAAUACGUCCGACAACCUCACUGCAAUUGUUAUCUGCUUCUCCUCCCCAUCUCGAGUUUUUGAAUCACGGUCUCGGUUGCCAAGGUGGAGGCCGUGCAGUCUUUCUGAGGAGGCCAGAAGUAGGUUGAAAAGCUUGCUAGAAGGCAAUUGAAUUGUAAAAUACGAAUUAUUGUUAUUUUAGUGAUAUAUUCUUGUGGGAAAACCAUUUCCAUCUGUUUUGUGGCUGUUUCAGAUAGAUAUAGAAAAAUGGGAUAGAUUUAGAAAAAUGCAGCCAGCAGUUUUGUAAGUUAGGAUUCGAGGAAUGUGUCCUUAGGGAUGAUGUCUGUAAUUUUGGGUUAGGUUGAGGUAUUUUGACUCUGUUACGAGCAAAUUCUGUGUUCAGUGGCAGUGGCAUUUUUCAUUCAUUUUACGUCCAUUGAUUGGUCUCGUCAUCGAGGCAAUAUCUGUUUCACGUUAGUAUUUCUCUCUAUGUUUUAAUGGGCAGUAAAUUUUAUGUGGAGGACAAAAUAGAUAUUUUGAAAACAA